Pistacia vera is the source of this 473-nucleotide messenger RNA. RefSeq names its product protein TIFY 5A-like. Gene Ontology annotation, biological process: regulation of jasmonic acid mediated signaling pathway; response to wounding; regulation of defense response. The record is from RefSeq and is a predicted model, not a curated record. Bases 31 to 339 code for a protein of 102 amino acids. NCBI's taxonomy places the organism in Eukaryota, Viridiplantae, Streptophyta, Magnoliopsida, Sapindales, Anacardiaceae. The transcript has 3 exons. Gene Ontology annotation, cellular component: nucleus.
GGCCUCCACCACCCCCACAACCAAAACAUAAUGGAUCAAGAGUCAAGUUCAAGCCCGCACAUUAAUCAACCGCCUCAACAGAUAACCAUUUUCUACAAUGGAAGGGUUUGCGUUUGCGAUGUUACAGAAUUUCAGGCGAGACAUAUUCUAUCGCUGGCGAGUCGGGAAAUGGAAGAGAGAAUGAAAACGCUGACAGGAUCAGAACCGGCGUCGCCGUCUCUACCGUCUCCAUUAUACACCCCGUCUUCAACAUCCGGUCUUUCCAUGAAGAGAUCACUUCAACGUUUCCUGCAGAAGAGAAAGCACAGAGCUUUAGCAACAUCUCCAUACGGGCAUUGAAACUGAUAGUUUUGUUUUGAUUAUUAGUGGUUAAUUAAUUUUAAAUUUUAAUUAUAUCGAAGAUAAGAAGCAAUUGAUAUGAUAGUGCUUGUAAAUUAUUUAAUUAAUUAAUUUGAGAGGAAUAUUUGGAUUUA